AUGUCUACCAGUUCGGCGACGAGUCGCCGCGUGUUGCGCAAUCUAGACCAUUUAUGGCAGGGAACGAACCAGAAAUUCAUAAAUAAGCUGCGGCCAUCGUUUGCACAGUCAACGCCAGCGUAUGUACCGCCCAAAGACCGCAUCACGUUUUGGAAUAUUGUGCCUGGCGAUGUGGUCAAGCUGCGCUCCGGCGCCAUCGGCCACGACGAGGAUGGUCGUCCUAUCCGUGGAGAAGGCAUCGUUACGUCGAUUGACCGCACAACCAACCGUCUGCUUCUCCGCGAUAUCGAUGAUAACCACAAAAUGGCCCCAAAGAACGUCAAGCACGUCGUGCCACGUCUCAUUGAUCCAGAGGCGGGUGAAGAGAAGGGAUUCUCAGGUAACACCACCAGUGUGCCGCGCCCUGUUCACUACUCGAAGGUCAUGCUCAAGGUGCCUGAUACGCAGACCUACGCAUCGCGCAUCGUCCGCUCCAAGCCAUUUUACGACCGUCAAAAAGGCAUGUUUGUGUGGAAAAGGUUUGCGAUCGUGAAGGCCACAGACGAAGAGUCGCUUCGCACUGGUGGCGCUCUGAAAAAGAUCUAUGUGCCAUGGCCCAAAGUUCCGGAGCGUCGUCGCCCGUUCCGGACAACGCAUGCCGACGGCCGUGUGGCCGAAGAAGAGACGUGGGUUCCGUGGGUACCGGAGGAUCCUGUCUUGCUGCCAAUGCAAAAGCCACGCACGACACCGGCGCGGGAAGCUAUUGCUGCGGAGCGCCGUGCGGUGUGGAACGAAAAGAUUGAUCGCUUGCGUGCACAGGCGCGCGACUCUACGUUCGCAACUCCCCCCGGCGCCAAGUCGUACGCGGGCUUUGCCAAGACUGUGAAUGUGCGCCCGCCGCCGAUAGCACAGCCACCCAGCGUGUCGGAACUGGUAAAGAUGGAGCGACAGCGCCUCGUCGAAUUCGUUCACAACCCAGAGACACAGUCGCAUGUCGAGCAGGGAGGUCAGUUGUUUGCUGCACAUGACUAUUUGGAUGUGGCGCCGCUCGUGGGACCCGCAGCAGGGGGUGAGUGGGGCGCUUUGGAGGAAGCAUCCAGUAGCUCGGUGCGUGAUGAACAGGGCCGCCUUGUCGCACGGCCAAGUAAGGCGGAUGUGCAUAGCAUGCCUAUCGAGUUGCUGAUGGGUAAGGACCUGGCCAAUGAGACGGGUCUCAAAUGGCGCAUGCGUCACUGGAAGACGAAGCAGGCAGAGCGUCAAGCCCAGGAAGAGGCGCUGCGUGCAGAAGAAAAGGAACUGCUCAAAGAACUUGAUGCGCUUCGUGUAUAG
Messenger RNA from Malassezia restricta, 1308 nucleotides. RefSeq lists its product as uncharacterized. NCBI's taxonomy places the organism in Eukaryota, Fungi, Basidiomycota, Malasseziomycetes, Malasseziales, Malasseziaceae. The transcript has a single exon. The record is from RefSeq and is a predicted model, not a curated record. Bases 1 to 1308 code for a protein of 435 amino acids. Gene Ontology annotation, molecular function: RNA binding.